Taeniopygia guttata (zebra finch) is the source of this 3346-nucleotide messenger RNA. It is a transcript of the gene AGBL2, whose product is annotated as AGBL carboxypeptidase 2. Gene Ontology annotation, biological process: proteolysis. NCBI's taxonomy places the organism in Eukaryota, Metazoa, Chordata, Aves, Passeriformes, Estrildidae. Gene Ontology annotation, molecular function: metallocarboxypeptidase activity; zinc ion binding. The record is from RefSeq and is a predicted model, not a curated record.
GCAGGCUGGAUUGAAGAGCUGAAGGUAAAGGCCAAGUGCCAGGUCCUAUGCUUGGGUCACACCAACCCUGUUGAAUGCUCCAGGCUGGCAGAAGAGAGGCUGGAAAGCUGGGAGAGGCCCUGGGGGUGCUGGUAAGAGCAGCUGGACAUGGGCCCAGGUGCACAAAAGGCUGAUGGCACCUGGGCUGUCCACUGUUCUGACACUGCUGGGCCACCUCCAGCCCUGGGGACAAAUCUGGAGCCCUCAUGGCAAGAGGGGCUGUCCAAAGAAGGGAAUGGAGCAGAAGAAGGGUCUGGAGUACCAGGAGGAGCUGUGGGGCCUCAGCCUGGAGUGACAGAGUCUUGGAGGGACCCUCUGACUCCCUACAACUCCCUGUCAGAAGGGUGCAGCCAGGGGGUGUGUCAGGCUCUGCUGCCAGGGAGCAAGUGACAGGACAGAAAAAACAGCGUCAAGCUCUGCCAGGGUAAGUUGAGGUUGGUUUGGACGAGGGGAGGAAUUUUCUUGAUAGAAAGUGGUGUCAGGUAUCAGAAGGGGCUGCUCAGAAAGGUGGUGGAGUCCCCAGCCCUGGAGCUGUCCAAAGAAGGACUGGACAUGGCACCCAGUGCUGUGGUCUGGGUGACAAGGUGGGGAUUGAUCACAGGCUGGGCUCAAUGAUCCUGGAGGUCUUUUCCAAUCUUAAUGACUGUAAAAUCCCUCUGGAUCCUUUCCCAGCUCUGCUCCAGGACCGCCCCAUUCCUUCUUGUAGCUCAGCAACAGCCAAGUGCCAGCCCAGCCCUAACACUGCCACUGCUGUUCCAGGUCUCCCAGGGCUCUCACAGCCAUGGAGCCUGCAGGGCGCCGCGCUGCCCAGGGAGGGGAGGGGGCUUCUGCAGGGUUCAGUGGGGGACAGGUCCUGAAGCCCUACGACAGCUUCAUCCGCGCCCACCUGCGCUUCUAUGGCUACUUCCGAGACGAGACGGGCAGGGAAGAGACUGCCAUGUCCCCGGGAAAACCCUCUGGGCAGCAUCCCAAGGCAUCCACCAUGGGCAACACCAACCCUAGCUGGCAACGAGGUCCUGGGCCAAACGCCCCCAGGCUGGUGUGGACACUCCAGCAGGGCAGACCGGCUCCCUUAACGCAGCCCUGGAGGUCUCCAGGAGAACCACAGGCUCCAUUCUCCCUCCCCGCUCCCCGCUGGCCUGUGGAGUGUGAAGUCAUCCAGGAGACGAUUGAGCACAUUGAGUGGGUCCCCCCCGAACCAGAGCCCUUCUGCCCACCCACGGGCCCGGAGCAGGCCCUGUACACCCUCAGUGUGGAGCAAGGCACUGUUGUCUACCACUCCAGCCCAGUGUUCCAAGGCUCCUGCUUUACCUGUGCUCGGGUCAGGGGAGCCCCAGGGCCAUUCUCCUCACCAGCAGCCCCCUUGGAGGGCCCCCAGGAUACCACGCUGCUCUUCGAGUCCCGCUUUGAGAGUGGGAACCUCCAGAAGGCCAUCAAGGUGGGCCCCUACGAGUACGUGCUGAUGCUGCGGCCAGACCUGUACACGGCCAAACACACACAGUGGUUCUACUUCCGUGUCCAAAACACACGGCAGGAGCCGCUCUACCACUUCACCAUCGCCAACAUGGCCAAGCCCAAGAGCCUCUAUGGCCAGGGCCUGCAGCCACUGCUCUACUCCCAGCGGGAUGCCCAGAGCCGUGGCAUAGGCUGGCGCCGGGUCGGGACCGACGUCCGCUACUACCGUGACAACACGGGGGAGCCGCCGAUGUUCCGGCUCAGCUGGUCCGUGCGCUUCCCACAUGAUGGCGACACGUGCUUCUUCGCCGCCUGCUACCCCUACACCUAUUCGGACCUGCAGCGCUACCUGCGCGCGCUGGUGGCCGACCCGGCGCGCUCGCGGUACUGCGCGGUGCAGGCGCUGUGCCGCAGCCUGGCCGGCAACACCGUCUACCUGCUGACCAUCACCAGCCCAGGCGGUGUGGCCGGCAAGCGGGUGGUGGUGGCAAGUGCCCGCGUGCACCCCGGCGAGAGCGGCGGCUCCUGGGCCAUGAGGGGAUUCCUCGAUUUCCUGCUGAGCAGCCAUGAGGACGCGAAGCUCCUGCGCCGCCUCUUUGUCUUCAAGGUGGUGCCGAUGCUCAACCCUGACGGGGUGGUGGUGGGCAACUCCCGCUGCUCCCUGGCGGGACGGGAUCCCAACAGGGCCUAUGGGAAGGCGCUUCCCGGCUCGUUCCCCGGCGUGUGGCACCUGCGGGCCAUGGUCCAGAGGCUGCUGGCAGAGCGGGAGGUGGUGCUGUACUGCGACUUCCAUGGGCACAGCCGAAAGAACAACGUUUUCAUGUACGGCUGCGAUGCCGGCAGGGAUGGCACCGCGACACGGCUGCACCAGCGUGUGUUCCCCCUGAUGCUGAGCAAAAACGCCCCCGACAAGUUCUCCUUUUCCAGCUGCAAGUACCAGGUGCAGAAGAGCAAAGAGGGGACAGGCCGGGUCUCCAUGUGGCGCCUGGGCGUCUCCCACAGCUACACCCUAGAAGUGGCCUUCAGUGGCUCGACGCUGGGUGGGAGGAGCUCCCACUUUAGCGUGCAGGACCUCGAGUCACUGGGCCGCCUCCUCUGUGACACCCUGCUCGACUUCUGCGACCCUGUGCCCGCCAAGCUCCAGCAGUGCCUGGUGGAGGUGGAUGCGCUGCUGCAGCGGCAGAUGGGUCGUGAGCCAGGCUCUGGAGGCAACUGGAGCGAUGUGUCCCCCUCAGAGCUUGAGUCCAGCACCAGUGGCUCUGACAGCUCCGUGUCCGAGGGGAUCCCAGAUGACUUCCACAGCCCUGACCGACCAAUGGAGCCACGCAGGAAGAAGCAGCUGCAGAGACGGAGAGCAAGGAAUGUCCUGCGCCGAACAAACCGGAGCCACACCAGCAUCCCGGCUGGGACCCGCAGGCAUCCAGUUCUUCCUGGUGUCCAGAGUGGAGGUGUUGGUGCUGGAGAGAAGCCCAGAGCCAGCUCCAGUGUCACUUUUCCCAGGGCAGCUGGAGCAGAGAAUGGCCCCCGUGCCGCUACAGGAAAGGUGCCUGGAGCUGACUCUGGAGUGGCCCUUUCCAGGGUACCUGAAGCAGGGAAUGGCCACUGUGCCACCAGGGGAAGGCAUCAGCUGGACAGUGGCACAAGCACUGCGACACACCGCAAGCCACCGCUGAGCCUCCGCCACCGUGGUGCCACCAGUGACUCUUCCCAGGAUCCAGCCGUGGGGGCCUUCCUGGGGCCAUCCUGGCAGCGGGGCGGGCACAGGCCCAGGGACAGGGCACGUCCCCUCGCUGUCCGUGCAGUGGCCUCACGCUGCUGUGCCUGCGCUCGGCAGUAAAGAUGUUGCCACCUC